This is a messenger RNA of Paraphaeosphaeria sporulosa, 2114 nucleotides long. RefSeq lists its product as uncharacterized. Bases 340 to 1881 code for a protein of 513 amino acids. Lineage: Eukaryota; Fungi; Ascomycota; Dothideomycetes; Pleosporales; Didymosphaeriaceae. The transcript has 2 exons. Gene Ontology annotation, molecular function: DNA-binding transcription factor activity. The record is from RefSeq and is a predicted model, not a curated record.
AAACAACACCAAGAGAAGUGGGCAGUGCAAAUCUCAAUGCAACUUUGAUCUUUCUGCCUUCAAGAACUAUACGUAUUUCCACUACUUCGCCCCCUUGUCCUCCAAUCACUAUUCCGAAGUAUUGCGACUUUCCCACCAAGGGCUUCGUCUUCUUGAAGUUGGUUAUAACAGCGCACCCCAUCCUUUGCUUUUAGCACCAAGACACAACGAUACUCAUACAUAUUCUUCAUCGCCCAACCCAGCCAUCCAUUGCUCAGAGAGCAGAUCGAUCUGAUAUCAGAUACUCGUCGUAUCUGGACACUCGACACGGGAUCUUGUUCAAUCACCGUGACAUACAUUAUGGAACCAUACAAUCAGUAUGGAGACCUGCCACAAAUCCCUUUCCAAUCGGAACCUCACUCUACAACAUGGAGCGGUGAACCAUCGGCGACACUCGAGCACCGCUUUUUCGUGGCGGGCGAUGGUCAUUGCUAUCCGCAACGGGCCAGCAACGAUCUGAUGCGCCUGCAGAGGAUGCAGUACUUUUUAGGGGAACCCUCACCACUGACUUCGGGCAUGCUGCAUGCGAACCUGAACCAUGGCAUCCACCACCAGCGCCAGGUCUUGAGCCUAUAUCCCACACCAGAAUAUGCCCGACACAUUUCUCCGGAUAGGACCUCAACCUCGGGCAACUCUAGCUACGCUACUGGAAACGAAGCUCGCUCACCUCGCACCCUUCCCGUGGCCUAUGGCAGCCCUGCAGACUAUGGCCAGUUAAGCUCGCCGUAUCCAGUGACGGACCAUAUCAAGCAGGAGGCGUAUCCCCCAGAGUUCGCGCAUGGCGGUGUCAGUGUGAAUAUGCGCGAUUUAGAAUUGUAUAACCACCAACCAGAACCAGAAUCUCUUGUCGAGGAAAUCGAUGAUGCAGAGACAAAGAUGGAACUCGACGGCACCUACGAACCGGAUCCAGACUACACGAGGGUCGACUCGGGAACAGAGACAUAUAAAGAUUCAACCGACUCUACUGUCAAACAUUCAUUGAGAGAUGCUGAGUCGGUCCAACCUAUAGAGCCGAGCGAAGGCGAGUCUUCCGAUGCCGACUAUACUCCGCGAUCCACAAGACGAAGACGUUCUUCUGCUUCGUCAAAUAGCUCUCAACGCCAAGGUCAAGGUCGCCGUCGUUCUUACAUCAACGGACGGAAGCUUUCUUCCACCGCAACAAUCCCGACCACCAGGGUGACCAAAAGGGGCGGCAGGGGACCGCACAAGGUGUUGAGCGAGACUUAUACGGUAGAUUCUCAACGACACUUCCCUUGUCCGCUUACUAUGUAUGGCUGCCUGUCCACGUUCUCGUCGAAGAACGAGUGGAAACGACACGUCAGCACACAACAUAUUAAACUCGGCUUUUGGCGAUGCGAUCUCUGUGCUACUACUGUCGACCCGCACGACCCGCAGUCAGUAUACCACAACGACUUCAACCGCAAGGACCUCUUCACCCAACACCUUCGCCGUAUGCACGCCGCACCCUCUAACUCGUCGCACCGCAGCCAAAAAGAAUACCCAGUCAAUGAAGAGAACAUCGCCGAUCACCAGAAGCGAUGCUUCCAGGUCCUUCGCGAGACCCCGGCUCAGUCUAGCUGCCUCUACUGCGAUGAGACUUUCACGGGCCAUAGCUCUUGGGAGAACCGCAUGGAACAUAUUGGGCGGCACUUGGAGAAGGACCGUAAGGCUGGCAGUGUAAUUGGACAUGUUGCUACUUGGAACAUCGACAAGGAGCUUGAGCGGUGGCUCUUCGACGAGGGCGUCAUUGCGCUGGAUAAGAUGGGCAAUUGGAAGAUUGGCGAUGGUCGUCCGCGCAGGCUUGGAGCGAGCAAUGACGACACAUCUGAUGAAGAUGCUUGAACACAGCGUUCACACUGUCAUUGACUGGCGAUACGAUAUGAUGGGUUUCGGCGCUAUUGGUUUGGGCUGUAUUGAGGGCUAUGGAUCACACUCACGAAUCUCCUUAUGUUCUGAUACCCUUUGGCGUUCAGGACGAGCGUACGUUUUCUACCGGGUUCGCCGCGUUUUUCGUCAUGACACAUCAUCGCGUUGAACGCAUUGCAAAAAGAUAGUAUCGUUUGUAUCUACUAGGG